GGAUGUUUCAGUCCGGGUGCUAAAUUUGUUUUCGUGUUUCCUCCUCAGUGGCUAGCAGGAACCGGUGGAUAAAGUGAAUAGUCAUGAUUCUCGAACUGUAAUUACAAUGGGGUCUCAUGAAAAAAUAUUAGCCUGAGAUGUUGAGAUGGAGCAGGACAAUGCAGGGAGCGGGAACUCUGAGGAUGUGCGGAGCAGCGAGACUUCCCCUGUGACCUGCGCGGCAGACACCAACCCUCUCCCCUGCGCUGCAGACACCAACCCUCUCCCCUGCGCUGCAGACACCAACCCUCUCCCUUGCGCUGCAGACACCAACCCUCUCCCCUCUGAAGCUCAACCAAGCACCAGCUGUGAAGAGCAAGAGCUCAGCGACGCUCCUUUGUUAGAAAACCACAUCCAGUCAGAGGAGACUGAGUCACACCCGGAUGGGCAUGUGGAGGCGGGUUGCCCUGGCGUCUCCACGGUAACGGACGGCUCUGCCAGGAGCCAGGAUGAGCUGUCGGAGCAGGACUCCGCUCCCGAUGCAGUGAGCGGCGAGAACGACCGUCCGCCCAACGCUGGCGGCGAGGGCCCUGCGCACGUGCCCCCUGUGCUGCUCUCGGACUCGGCGUCUGGCGUGGACGGGCGGGAAGACUCGGGCGAGUUCGUGGAGGCCAUGCUGGCGCGCAGCAAGCUGGAGGAGCAGGGGCUGGGCACCAAGGGGGGCACGCCACCACUGGCCGAGACGGGCUCGCCACUUCCCCCGGGGUCACACCGCGAUGAGGACGUGACGGCCGACGCCUGGCGCGCACACAGGAAGCACGUGUUUGUGCUGAGCGAGGCGGGGAAGCCCAUCUACUCGCGCUACGGCAGCGAGGAGGCCCUCUCCUCCACCAUGGGCGUCAUGAUGGCGCUCGUCUCCUUCGUCCAGAGCGGCGACAACACCAUCCGCUCCGUCUACUCAGGUAACCGCUCCUGAGAGAGCGCUAACUGCACUCUGUCUACUCAGGUAACCACUCCUGAGAGAGCGCUAAUGGUCUACUCAGGUAACCACUCCUGUUAGAGAGCUAACUGCACUCUGUCUACUCAGGUAACCACUCCUGAGAGAGCGCUAAUGGUCUACUCAGGUAACCACUCCUGUUAGAGAGCUAACUGCACUCCGUCUACUCAGGUAACCACUCCUGAGAGAGCGCUAAUGGUCUACUCAGGUAACCACUCCUGUUAGAGAGCUAACUGCACUCUGUCUACUCAGGUAACCACUCCUGAGAGAGCGCUAAUGGUCUACUCAGGUAACCACUCCUGUUAGAGAGCUAACUGCACUCCGUCUACUCAGGUAACCACUCCUGAGAGAGCGCUAAUGGUCUACUCAGGUAACCACUCCUGUUAGAGAGCUAACUGCACUCUGUCUACUCAGGUAACCACUCCUGAGAGAGCGCUAAUGGUCUACUCAGGUAACCACUCCUGUUAGAGAGCUAACUGCACUCUGUCUACUCAGGUAACCACUCCUGAGAGAGCGCUAAUGGUCUACUCAGGUAACCACUCCUGUUAGAGAGCUAACUGCACUCUGUCUACUCAGGUAACCACUCCUGUUAGAGAGCUAACUGCACUCCGUCUACUCAGGUAACCACUCCUGUUAGAGAGCUAACUGCACUCCGUCUACUCAGGUAACCACUCCUGAGAGAGCGCUAAUGGUCUACUCAGGUAACCACUCCUGUUAGAGAGCUAACUGCACUCCGUCUACUCAGGUAACCACUCCUGAGAGAGCGCUAAUGGUCUACUCAGGUAACCACUCCUGUUAGAGAGCUAACUGCACUCCGUCUACUCAGGUAACCACUCCAGAGAGAGAGGCUAACGGUCUACUCGUGUAACCACUUCUGUUAGAGAGCUAACUGCACUCUGUCUACUCAGGUAACCACUCCGUCUACUCAGGUAACCACUCCUGAGAGAGCGCUAACGGUCUACUUAGGUAACCACUCCAGAGAGAGCGCUAACCGUCUGUUAAAGGAGAAAUCCGGCCGAUUUUUACAUGGAUCUUGAUCGCUAGACGUCGCUGAGAACUGUCGAUAGGAAAAACGACCAAAAUCGGUGCUGCUGAACUGGAGUAGCUGCAGCUAAUUGCCAGUGCUCCCAGUAAGCUACAAUGCUAGGUCUGGGUACAACUUCUUCAGAUUUGAUGAGUUGAAAACACAUUGGUUUGUCAUUUUCAUGUUGCACAGAACUUUUAAUGACAUUUUGAGUCUGUUAAGAGGAAAAAAAAGUCACCUCCAGUUCGGUAGCAGCUGUUAGCAGCAGCUACUCCAGUUCGGUAGCAGUGGUUAGCUGCAGCUACUUCAGUUCGGUAGCAGCGGUUAGCUGCAGCUACUUCAGUUCGGUAGCAGCGGCUACUUCAGUUUGGUAGCAGCGGUUAGCUGCAGCUACUUCAGUUCGGUAGCAGCGGUUAGCUGCAGCUACUUCAGUUCGGUAGCAGCAGCUACUUCAGUUCGGUAGCAGCGGUUAGCUGCAGCUACUUCAGUUUGGUAGCAGCGGUUAGCUGCAGCUACUUUAGUUCGGUAGCAGCGGUUAGCUGCAGCUACUUCAGUUCGGUAGCAGCGGUUAGCUGCAGCUACUCCAGCAGCGUUUUUGGUAAUUUUUCUCCCUAUCGACAGUACUCGGC
This is a messenger RNA of Alosa sapidissima (American shad), 2629 nucleotides long. Its product is annotated as vacuolar fusion protein MON1 homolog A-like. NCBI's taxonomy places the organism in Eukaryota, Metazoa, Chordata, Actinopteri, Clupeiformes, Clupeidae. The record is from RefSeq and is a predicted model, not a curated record. Bases 146 to 955 code for a protein of 269 amino acids. Gene Ontology annotation, biological process: protein targeting to vacuole; vesicle-mediated transport. The transcript is spliced from 3 exons.